UUCUAUAAAAAAAUAUAGACAAAUCAUUUAUAUUGUGGUGGGAAGACAGACGUGCCUCUGUUAAAUUAUAUUUAAUGCAAAUGAUAUUAAUACAUUAUAGUUUGAUAAUUUGAUUAAAGUUUAGAGACUUUAAGCACAAAAUAAUGUCAAUUAUGGAUGAUAGUUCAGAUGGGAUAAAUACCAGUAGUCUUGAUUCGAGAUUUCACAAUAUAAGGGAUUUGUUCAAUGAUUAUAUUAGCUUUGAUGACCCUAAGUUCAAAAAGCCUAAAAAUCAUGGAAAAUUUGAAAGAUAUCUCAGUCUUAUAAUAUUUUUAUUAUGUGCGCUAUUUUGUUUAUUAUUAAUAAUUUCACUGUGGACUAAAUGGAAACAAAAUGACCUCGUAAUUGUUAAUGCUGACACACUUGUUCCUGUACAUGAGAUUCCGUUUCCGGCAGUAACAGUUUGCUUGGAAACCAAAGCGAUGCCGUCUAAAUACAAUUAUACCAAAAAUUAUCACCUCUAUAAGAAUCACGAAACUCGUGAGGAGAUGUCCAUUCAGGACCGCCAAAUGUUCGAGGAUUUGUACACUAUAUGUGAUAACACUAUCAGCGAAAAAAAUGGUAGGAAUUUUAGUGAGUCAGAAAAUUCUAUGGUAAACCUAGUGGCGGUGGCACCUUCAAUCUACGAAGCUAUGUUCAUGUGCAAAUGGAAAUACAACGUUAUCGACAAAUGCGCGAAUCUAUUUUCACAGAUUUUAACUGAAGAAGGUGUAUGUUUCACAUUCAAUAUGUUAGAAGAUAAAGAUGUUUAUAGAAUAGAAAAUUUACACAAGGACUGUGGCUAUACAAUGCAUAAUACUAGAAAUAUAUCAACUUGGAAUUUGGAAUCUGGAUACUCUGUAACAGAUAAAGAUACAUAUCCACGAAGAGGAUCGGGUUACGGCGCAAGUAUGGGCCUUGUGUUUCUGGUAAAUCAAAAUAAAUUCGACUUGGACUAUCUUUGCAAAGGUGCAGUACAAGGAUCAAAGGUAUAUCUACACCAUCCCGCGGACUUACCGAAGAUGUCAAGUAAUUAUUUUCGAUCUGCUGUCGACCAAGAAUUAUUGGUCAGCAUCAAAGCGCAUAUGUUGACGACAGCCGAAGCCUUACGGUCUUAUCCUCCUGAAAGGCGUCAGUGUUAUUUCGCACAGGAGCGAUAUCUUCAUUAUUUUAAACUAUACACGCAGUCAAACUGUGAAUUUGAAUGUCUGACAAAUUAUACAUACGCGAAAUGUGGAUGCGUACAUAUUGGGAUGCCACGAGGACCUGAAAUGAAGGUUUGCAAUAUCGGCAAAGCUAGAUAUGUGAGUAACGCACGUUUUGAGUUCAUGGAGCAAGAGUUAGACGCGAUCCUGAAACAAGAAAAGCAUUGCAAUUGUCUGCCGCCCUGCACUUCUAUCAGUUAUGAGGCAGAGGUAUCCCAGGCUGAUUUUAAUUUCAAGGCUCUGUGCGAAGCGUACCAAGUAGGUCUCGAUGACGGCGUAAACACAAACGUUCUCAUGUCCCGCGUGAAGCUGUUCUUCAAAUCCUCACACUUCAUAUCAUCGGAGAGGAGGGAACUAUAUGGGACAAUAUAUUUCCUGGCUGACUGUGGAGGAAUCAUCGCAUUAUUUUUGGGAAUUUCUUGUCUGGGAACGAUCAAAGUUGUCUAUAUACUUGCAUCAAGUGCAGAUGAUACUUAUUUUAGUUUAAUUAAAGUACAGUCACCACAAUCAUCAACAAUGUCAUUGAUUUUGGAUGAUAGAUUUCAAAAUGAAAACAACAUCAGAACUCCUGAUUCGAGAUUCCACAUUAUAAGAAAUCUGCUCAUAGAUUAUAUUAGUUUUGAUGAUCCCAAGUUCAAAAGACGUAAGAAUCAUGGAAAAUUGAGAUAUCUCGGUGUUAUAAUAUUUUUAUUCGGCGCACUAUUAAGUUUAAUUUUAAUAAUUUCACUGUGGACUAAAUGGACGCAAAGUGGUCUCGUAAUUAUUAAUGCCGACAAACUUGUUCCUGUACAUGAGAUUCCGUUUCCGGCGGUAACAGUGUGUUUGGAAAGCAAAUCAUUACCAUAUAAAUACAAUUUUACUGAAAAUUAUCAUCUCUAUAAUAAUUCUGAAACUCGCGCCAGAAUGAGCAAUUUGGACCGCGAAAUGUUCGAGGAUCUAACAUUAGUAUGUGAUAGCCACCUGAAUUCAGCUAUUGGUAGAAAUUUCAGUAAGCCAGAUGAUACUUUGGUAAACCUUAUGGUGGGAGCACCUUCAAUAUCGGAAGCUAUGUUCAUGUGCAAAUGGAAACACAAACAUUACAUUGACCACUGUAGCGAUUUAUUUUCACAAGCUUUGACUGAGGAAGGUCUUUGUUUCACCUUCAAUAUGUUAGGAGACGAUGAUAUCUUCCGACAAGAAAAUUUACACCAGGACUAUGGCUACACAAUACACAAUACUGUAAAAAGAUCAACUUGGAACUUGGAAUCUGGAUACUCUGUUACAAAAAAAGAUACAUAUCCGCGAAGAGUAUCGGGAUAUGGCGGCGCAGACAUGGGCCUAGCGUUCCUGUUAAAACAAAAUAAGGAAGACUUAGACUACCUCUGCAGGGGUCCAGUACAAGGAUCAAAGAUUCAUGUACAUAAUCCAGCGGAAUUCCCAAGGAUGUCAAGUCAUUAUUUUCGAACUGCUGUGGACCAAGAGUCAGUGGUGAGCAUCAAAGCGCAAAUGUUGACGACAGCCGAAGCCUUACGAUCUUAUUCUCCUGAAAGGCGACAGUGUUAUUUCGCAGAAGAACGAUAUCUUCAUUAUUUUAAACUAUACACGCAGUCGAACUGUGAAUUUGAAUGUCUGACAAAUCACACAUACGAGAAAUGUGGAUGCGUACAUAUUGGAAUGCCACGUGGACCUGAAAUGAAAAUUUGCAAUACCGGCAAAGUUGAAUGUAUGAAUGAUGCACGUAAUGAGUUCAUGGAGCAAGAGUUAGAUGCGAUCCUGAAACAAGGAAAACAUUGUAAUUGUCUGCCGCCCUGCACUUCUAUCAGUUAUGAGGCAGAGAUCUCCCAGGCUGAUUAUGAUUUCAAGGCAUUUUGCGAAGCGCACAGAAUAGGUCCCCAUGACGGCGUAAAUCCAAAUGUUCUCAUGUCCCGCGUGAAGCUAUUCUUCAAAUCCACACACUUCAUGGCAUCGCAGAGGAUGGAGUUGUAUGGAGCAACAGAUUUCAUCGCCGACUGUGGAGGAAUCGUCGCUUUAUUUUUAGGAAUUUCUUGUCUGGGAACGAUCAAGUUUUUCUAUAUAAUUGCGUCAAGAUCAUACAAUUUUUAUCGAGAACAAAAUAAAAAGAUGGAGCUAGUGGGAGCAAAUAGCAGUUCCGCAAUAAAUGAAUCUUAGAAAACACUACAUUUAAUGAAGUAUUACAUAAUCUUCUCAAUGGACAAGGUUACAUUAUAAUAAUAUGAUUACCUAUGAUGAAUAAUGACAAAGCGAGAAAAGUUCAAAAAAUUGAGUUCAUUUUGAAUGAAAAUCAUAUUUUUGCAUAUUUCACACAUGCUUUUGAACUAAACUUUUACUGUGUGGUUCAAUUCCUUUUCAAGUCCAUUAAUGUUCAUCUAUACCAUAUCUAUAGUUAUUUAAAUUUUAAAUAUUUUUUCAAUUGUUUUCUAUGAAGGAAUCUAUGAAACAUAUUGUCAAUAUGCUGGAGAUAGAUAUGUAGAAAACUAUAAAAAAUUAUAUUACUUAAUUAGUAUCUUAAUUGUUUUUUGAUGCGACGGUGUCUUGUAUCUUGCGAGUCGGUGAGGCAUCUGUUUCUGCGUUGUUGUUUAUACGAUUUUGUUGAUAUACCACGCAACACAAUCUGUAACCAAAUUUGUAAAAUAAAAUAAUGAUUUUUA
Plodia interpunctella (Indianmeal moth) is the source of this 3871-nucleotide messenger RNA. RefSeq lists its product as uncharacterized. Bases 144 to 3371 code for a protein of 1075 amino acids. Gene Ontology annotation, biological process: sodium ion transmembrane transport. The record is from RefSeq and is a predicted model, not a curated record. Gene Ontology annotation, molecular function: ligand-gated sodium channel activity. Lineage: Eukaryota; Metazoa; Arthropoda; Insecta; Lepidoptera; Pyralidae. The transcript has 27 exons. Gene Ontology annotation, cellular component: plasma membrane.